UCCUUGGUAUAAUAGUUGUUAGCUAAAACUAGCUACCGAGUAAAAAUGCCAGGGCGUUGUUCAGCUUUCAACUGUAGGAAUACGUUUAAAAAUGUUAAACAUAAAACAAACAAGGUUACAUUUCACAGCUUUCCAAAGCGUGAUCCUAAACGAAUAAAAGAGUGGGUGGGUCAGAUGAAAUGGAAAGACUGGCAGCCAACCCCUCAUUCCUUACUGUGCUCAGAGCAUUUUGAGGAGAGGUGCAUGGAUAGAACUGGGCAGACAGUGCGUUUACGUGAUGAUGCAAUACCAACUAUCUUUGCCUUUCCUAGUCACCUACAAAAAAAGGUAUUUAGUCAAUUGAGGCAGGUGUGUUGUUUUCAUUUAAACUAUUAGACCAAACUGAGUCUGGCGGUUGUGAAUUUAACAUAUGAGGGAUUCUUGAAACGUGCUUUGGCUUUGUUGGUUGAGUUGAACUUUGUGUUUUAUUGUUGAGUUCUUGUAGUUUCAGAAAACAGCCGGAAGGAGGAAAAGAGUAACCUUGGUGAGAAAUGCAACAUUAAAAAAAUGUAACUGUAUUACCAGUUUUCCAU
Messenger RNA from Oncorhynchus masou masou (cherry salmon), 572 nucleotides. Its product is annotated as THAP domain-containing protein 2-like. The transcript has 2 exons. NCBI's taxonomy places the organism in Eukaryota, Metazoa, Chordata, Actinopteri, Salmoniformes, Salmonidae. Bases 46 to 375 code for a protein of 109 amino acids. The record is from RefSeq and is a predicted model, not a curated record.